UUGGUUCCGGGCCAGAGUGGGCGGGGCGCGGCGGUCCGGCCUAUAAAGGAGCCUCAGGGCGCCCUCCUGGGUUUGCGUCUGCGUCUCCUGCGGCGUCUUCUGUUUCGCUUGCUACCCUCGCCGUCCGGGCAGGAGCGCGUCCCCGAGAGUCAUGGUGACGAAGGCCGUGUGCGUGUUGAAGGGCGACGGCCAAGUGCAGGGCACCAUCCACUUCGAGCAAAAGGGAGAUACAGUCGUGGUAUCGGGAUCCAUUACAGGCUUGACUGAAGGCGAUCAUGGAUUCCAUGUCCAUCAGUUUGGAGAUAAUACACAAGGCUGUACCAGUGCAGGUCCUCACUUUAAUCCUCUAUCCAAAAAACAUGGUGGGCCAAAGGAUGAAGAGAGGCAUGUUGGAGACCUGGGCAAUGUGAAAGCUGACGAAAAUGGUGUAGCCACAGUGUAUAUUGAAGAUUCAAUAAUCUCACUCUCAGGAGACCAUUCCAUCAUUGGCCGCACAAUGGUGGUCCAUGAAAAACCAGAUGACUUGGGCAGAGGUGGAAAUGAAGAAAGUACAAAGACAGGAAAUGCUGGAAAUCGUUUGGCCUGUGGUGUAAUUGGGAUCGCCCAGUACAUUCCCUAGGAUGUCGUCCGAGUCCUAGUAACUCAUCUGUUAUCUUGCUAGUUGUAGGAAUUUAACUUGAUAAACAUUAAACUCUGUAACCUUAAGUGUAAUUUGUGUGACUUUUUUUUUAAUUGCUUUAAGUACCUGUAUUGAGAACUGAUUUAUCAUCACUUGGAAGAUUUGUGUAAUUUUAUAAAACUCAUACUCAAUUAAAAUGUUUGUUUCAAUGAUCUCUGUAUUUUGCCAGACUCAGUAACAUGGAUAUUACUUAACUGUCUGAAUUUCUUCGAUUCUCAAACCUGCAAUAAACACUCUGUGGCACUGUA
Molecule: messenger RNA, 927 nt
Organism: Hippopotamus amphibius kiboko
Lineage: Eukaryota; Metazoa; Chordata; Mammalia; Artiodactyla; Hippopotamidae
Gene: SOD1
Product: superoxide dismutase 1
Exons: 5
Coding region: 152-619 (155 amino acids)
Biological process (GO): removal of superoxide radicals
Cellular component (GO): peroxisome; cytosol; nucleus
Molecular function (GO): copper ion binding; superoxide dismutase activity
Source: RefSeq, a predicted model, not a curated record